UUUCACAUCAUAUAAACCCCAUGUAUAUUCAUUCAUUUAUGUCCUCAACAACACAAAAACAUUAUCUAUUCUCAUGGCACCAAGGAUCAAUGAUGCCACACACAACAGAUCAGCAAUGAACAGAGGUUCAUGGACCCCAGAAGAAGACACAAAGCUUGCCCAGUGCAUUGAAAUUCAUGGUGCAAAGAGGUGGAAGACUAUUGCAGUUAAAUCAGGUUUGAAUAGAUGUGGGAAGAGUUGCAGGCUGAGAUGGUUAAACUAUCUGAGACCUAAUAUCAAGAGGGGAAACAUAUCACAUGAAGAAGAAGAUUUGAUUCUUAGGCUUCACAGACUCUUGGGAAACAGGUGGUCUUUGAUAGCCGGUAGGCUUCCGGGACGAACAGACAAUGAAAUAAAGAAUUAUUGGAAUUCUCAUUUGUGCAAAAAGGUGAAUCAGAGAGAGGAGAGACCAGAAUCUUCAACAACACACGAAAUUGUUUUGCAGAAUGAGAAUGGUGGGGACAAAGUUGCAGUGUCAGAGAAGGAGGUUGGAAGCAACGAAAGUGGUAACUUAGAUGUCACUUUCGACAUUGACGAGUUUUUCAACUUCUCUGAGGAAUCGUGUGGGUUAGAUUGGCUGAACAAGUACUUGGAACUUGACCACAUUCCUCAUACCACCACACACUCUUAAUUACCACACCUUUUUGUUUACACCAUUUCCAGCUAACAACUCCAUUUUAUUUUUUUAAUACUUCUUUAAUAAUAUUUACACUUUCUA
Molecule: messenger RNA, 757 nt
Organism: Vigna unguiculata (cowpea)
Lineage: Eukaryota; Viridiplantae; Streptophyta; Magnoliopsida; Fabales; Fabaceae
Product: transcription factor MYB114-like
Biological process (GO): regulation of DNA-templated transcription; cell differentiation
Cellular component (GO): nucleus
Molecular function (GO): transcription cis-regulatory region binding
Source: RefSeq, a predicted model, not a curated record